Naumovozyma dairenensis CBS 421 is the source of this 642-nucleotide messenger RNA. It is a transcript of the gene PNC1, whose product is annotated as nicotinamidase. The transcript has a single exon. NCBI's taxonomy places the organism in Eukaryota, Fungi, Ascomycota, Saccharomycetes, Saccharomycetales, Saccharomycetaceae. The coding region runs from base 1 to 642 and encodes 213 amino acids. The record is from RefSeq and is a predicted model, not a curated record.
AUGAAAGCUUUAUUGAUCAUUGACGUUCAAAAUGAUUUCCUACCACCUAACGGUACAUUGGCAGUUCCUCAUGGUGAUGAAAUUGUUCAUCCAAUUUUAGAGUUGAUACAUGAUGAAAAGCAAGAUUGGCAUCGUGUAGUAAUGACAAGAGAUUGGCAUCCUAAAAACCAUAUCUCAUUCGCAAAGAGACAUAAUCAGGAACCAUACAGCAAGAUAACAUACAAAUCUCCUAAGCCUGGUGACAAAACCACUCAAGAAGGUGUCUUAUGGCCUGUUCAUUGUAUUCAAAAUACAAGGGGAAGUCAAUUGGCCGAUCCUUUAUUGAAAGAAACAUAUAAAAAUCAUUAUAAGAUAGUGGAUAAGGGAUUUUUAUCUGAUAGAGAAUAUUAUUCUGCCUUCCAUGACAUUUGGAAUUUCCAUAAGACUGAGUUGCAUGAAUAUUUACAAAAACAUCAUAUUACUGAAGUGUACAUCGUGGGAUUGGCAUUAGAUUAUUGUGUUAAAGAAACCGCAAUUUCUGCAGCAAAAUUGGGCUAUAAAACUACAAUUCUAAAAGAUUAUACAAAACCAGUAAAUUCUGAUGAUGAAUCAAUGAUGAAGUUGAAAGAAGAAUUCAAUUCUUAUAACAUUAAAUUAGAUUGA